AUGACGCAUGGAGGACCGUCUGUCUCUGCUUGCCUUUUUCCCAUCCGUAGCCAUGGCCGAGGCGACAAGGACAAGUGUGCGCUCAACGCAAGACAGAUUGACUCUCAGACGUUACGAGAGCUGACUGAGUACUGUGAACGAAACAUUCUGAAGAUUGAUCACUUCCUGAUGGCCGUCUGGGCGGUUAUCCUACAACAGUUCACAGAGAAUAAAACAAUCCAUAUGGGGCUCCAACAGGUCACGCUGUUGAACUCGACUUCCUCGUCAGAAAUUGGCGUGAAGAGCCGGAUGAGGACAGUCUCAAGGUCAUUCGGCCAAACUACCUCGUCGAGGGAGCUGUUUCAGGCGGACCUCUGGACGACAACUGCAGUGGAGGCUGCGUCUUUCAACACUGGGUUGGUCAUUUGCUCGCCUUGUUCGAUCUCGAUGUCCAAAAUCAUUCCCAGUAUAGGAAUGGCGACUUCUCCAUCAGACAGUACGUGCGAUGUGCUCCUUGCGUUGCACAUGGGCUCUGGGAAGGAGCUACCGACACUAUGGCUUUUGCACAGGACGAGCAUCCUGUGCGAUGAUUCCGCACAGUAUCUCGCAGACUCAAUAACCCACAUUAUCAGAUGCAUGACCCAGAGAGACGCGCUCGAUAGUAGUAGGCUAUCUACCUUGAGUGCAACACAACGGGCCAAGAUCCACGAAUGGAACAGGAAUAAGGCCGGCGGCCUGUCCUCGAAGCAUUCGUUGUACCAUGCCAUUCACCAAAUAUCUCUACAAGACCCAGAUAAACCCGCGAUCUGUUCGUGGGAUGGUGUCUUCACUUAUUCGCAGUUGAUGGAUGUCUCCCGCCGGUGGGCAUUCCAGUUACGAGAGCUGGGAGCUGGGCCCGGCGUGAUGAUUCCAGUGUGUUUCGAGAAAUCGUUGUGGGCCAUCGUCGCCAUGCUAGCCAUUAACCAAGCCGGGGCGGCGUUUGUGCCUCUCGACCCCUCUCAUCCAUCGGAUCAUCUGAGGGCCAUCAUCAGAACGUUGAACCCGAAGAUCACGCUCGCGUCUUCCUUACAACACGAACUCUUAGGAGAUAGCCUGCCCUGCAGCUGGCGGGUAAGCGAACCAUCGACAGCAGACCUCCCAGACCACGGCACAGAGCCGUUUCAUUCCGAACCGUCGGACUAUGCUGGGCCGGCAUAUUGUCUCUUCACCUCCGGAAGCACCGGCACUCCCAAGGGCUGCGUGGUGCAUCAUGCCGCGCUCGCCAGCGUCGCGGAUCAGACAGCAUCCCUGCACCUGGCCCGCUCCAGCCGUGUGCUCCAAUUUGCAUCAUUCAGCUUUGGCGUCUCGCUGAUUGAGAUAUGGUGUAGUCUGUGUGUGGGCGCCACGGUAUGCAUCCCGUCGGAUGCGGAUCGUCUGAAUCGGCUGCCCACCAUGAUUGCCACGAUGCAGGCCAACUGGGCCAUCUUGACGCCCACCAUACUUGACCUGCUCCAGCCAGAGGCCGUUCCUAGUCUACAGACUAUUGUGGUGGCCGGUGAGCCCCUGAAGGAGUCACAAAAGUCUCUCUGGGCCGGUAGGACUCGGCUGUUCCAGGGCUACGGGCUGACCGAAUGGGCCGGUAUCUUCAGUGUAUCGCCCCAGAUUCACACCAAGGACAAAGUGAGCAGCAUCGGAAUGCCACAGCACGGUUCGUGCUGGCUUGUCGACACGCAUGACCCCGAUCAACUCGUGGGGAUCGGCGUGGUGGGAGAACUCGUCAUCGAAGGCCCGAGUCUCGCGCAAGGCUAUCUGCAGGAUCCUCAUAAGAGCGCUAUAAGCUUCAUGAGCGAUCCCAGAUGGGCCCCGAAGGAAGCCAGUACCAAACACCAGAGGCAUAGGUUUUAUAGGACUGGAGACCUUGCCUUCUUCCGUUGCGACGGGUCGCUUCAGUACGUCGGCCGGAAGGACCUACAGAUCAAAAUCCGCGGCCAGCGGAUUACGUUGAGCGUGAUCGAGCAUCACCUGGCGCAUGGGAGUCCGGCUCUCCGUGGGGCCGUGGUGGAUGCCAUAACCCUUGCGGAUGAAGACCAGCUCCGUCUCGCUGCCUUUGUCCCGAGCGAGCAAAAGCCAGUCGAAGCUCCUGCACUUCAAGCCAAGGGGCAAAAAGAGACGAUCUUCGCCCUGCCUGAUCAGGCGUUCACGUCUAAGGCGGAUGCUGUCAAGAGGAGACUCCAAAGCCAACUGCCCCGGUAUAUGGUUUCUGAUAUCUUCCUCUGUGUGAACCAGCUUCCCGUCACGGUCACAGGGAAGAUAGCAAGAAGACAACUGCGUAAUCAGGUGGGAAUCCUGCGGACUGAGGAGUUAGCAGCCUUAACCGGGCUGGGCAACGCAGCCAACUAUACUGAACCCAGCACACCGCACGAGCGUCUGAUACAUGGCCUGAUUACGGAGCUGCUCAAACUGCCGCCGCACACCGUCGGCAUGGGACACAAUUUCUUCGCCCUCGGCGGUGAUUCCGUCCAGGCGAUGAAAGUGGUUAGUUCGGCCCGGCAGCGCGGGUUGGCACUCUCUGUCAAGGAUAUCUUUGAUGCGCCAGACCUGCGAACGCUGGCCCAAAAUGCUAAGGCCUCGUUGCAAUCAACGUCUCGCAAUCAUGCAAUCCCUCCAUUUUCGUUGUUACGGGCAGAGGCCAGACAGACGAUAGUCCAGGCAGCGUCGGAUAUAUGCCAUGUUCCUGUGCAGCAGAUCGAGGAUAUCUAUCCAUGCACGCCGCUGCAGGAGGGCAUGAUGGCGCUAGGGGAAAGCAGGCCAGGGACCUAUGUCGCGCGGUUCGUCUGUCAGAUUGACAGACAGGUCGAUAUUAGCCGUCUUCGCUCCUCAUGGGCCACUAUCGUGGCCGCCAACCCGAUCUUGCGCACGCGAAUAAUCCAGCUGGAGGGAAAUUGCAUGCACCAGGUAGUGCUGAAGGAAGACUUUAAGUGGGAUGCGGAUGACGAGUGGCACUCCUAUCUUGACAACAACCGGUACACGUCCAUGAAGCUAGGAGAUCCGCUGGUCCGCGGCGCUGUGCUCCGGGGCCGAGAGAAUCCUACGGCCAUGUUCCUAGUCCUAACGAUGCAUCACUCGGUGUGUGAUCGCUGGGCGGUAGGUCUUUUGCUCAAACAGCUCCACGCUGUGUAUCAGGGAGAGACUCCCAGAGAGCAUUCCUUUGCCACUUUUGUGAAGUACAUCAGUAAGAUCCAAGGGAGCAAGAGCCAAAGCUACUGGGAAAACCAAUUCGCCGGCCUGGAAGCAGAGUCCUUCCCUCCUUUGCCUUCGCAAGACUACAGACCAUGCCCAUCGGAGUCGCUCCAGCUCCAAGUGACUGGAGACGCACCCACCGGCGCGACGAUGUCUAGUUUCAUCCGACUCGCCUGGGCCCUUGUUAUCAGCCAGUACACUUCAACGAAUGAUACAGUGUUUGGUGUGACGGUUACUGGACGAAAUGCACCAGUCGACGAUAUUGAAAAUCUACCUGCCCCCACGAUUAGUACUCUUCCCCUUCGAGUCCAGAUCGAUCUGAACCGCCCCGUCAAAGACGGGGUGGCUGUUAUCCAGCAGCAGUCCAGCGAGAUGAUUCCAUUCGAGCAGGCCGGCCUGCAAAACAUCAGGAAAUAUAGCCGGGAGGCCCAAGACGCCUGCGGCUUCCAGACUCAUCUUGUCGUUCAACCAGCGUGGCAGGAUGACGAUCGAUCAGGACCAUUCCUCCGUCUGAUCGAAGACGGCGCCUCCGUGCAGCGGGGGUUUGCUUCGUAUACCAUCGUCCUUCUGUGCAGUCUCAGUAAAAGUGCGGAUAUCAAUAUCACCAGCGAGUUCGACCCAGAUGUCAUCCCGCCGAGCAUCAUGCAGCAUAUUCUCGGGCACUUUGGCCAUGUGCUCCAGUAUAUCCUCGCUCAUCCGAAUAGCAAGCUUCGGAACGUUCCAGUUAGCGACUUCGACGCCGCGAGAUUGAGGGAGUGGUGUAGGGUUGUGCCGCAGAGUCCGCCGGAAUGCGUCCAUGAAGUCAUACGGCAGCGCAUUAUUGAGGCGCCGAACGCGUGUGCGGUCCAUGCAUGGGACGGCAGCCUGUCCUAUGCUCAACUAGAUGGAAUGUCCACCCGACUCUCUGUUUGGCUUGCGCUUCAAGGGGUUGGGCCAGAGAUUUUCGUUCCCCUCUGCUUUGAAAAAUCCCGGUGGACGAUCGUUGCCCUCUUAGCAGUCAUGAAGGCCGGCGCGGCGUUUGUCCUCCUUGAUCCUUCGCAGCCACUUCAGCGUCUGACGGAUAUUUGCGAGCAGACCAAUUCCCCUGUGAUUCUGGCGUCGGAACAGAAUGCCGAUCUCGCUGCGCGCCUGCAAUUGACGGUCCGGGUCGUCAGUCAAGCAACCCUGUACCAACUGCCCGCCUGCCUAGAGAACCAGCGAGGCCCUGUUGUCCAUCCCAGCACGGCUCUCUACGUGGUUUUCACAUCCGGCUCAACUGGCACCCCCAAGGGUGUCGUCGUCGAACACCGGUCCUACUGCGCCGGAGCCAAGUUCCAUAUCCAAGGGCAUCGGAUUUCUUCACAGUCCCGUACGUUUCAAUUCGCCUCGUACGCUUUUGAUACCAGCAUUAUCGAAAUGCUAAGCACGCUUAUGGCCGGUGCCUGUAUUUGCGUGCCUUCAGAACACGAUCGCCAAAACGACUUGGCCCGAGUGGUGGAGGAGAUGGCCGUCACCCACGCGUUCUUGACGCCCUCAGUGGCCCGCGCUCUGGCUCGGGCAUGCACACAUCCGUUCGAGGUCGUCAUCCUAGUCGGCGAGCCAAUGACGGCGUCGGACAUUGCAUACUGGACGCAACACGCGCGGCUGAUGAACGAGUACGGACCGGCCGAGUGCUCGGUUUGCGCCACCCUCAACCCGGAGGUGGGCCAGGGCUCUGAUCCCCGCGAUAUAGGGAAGGGGGUGGGUGCCGUCUGCUGGAUUGUUGACCCGGAGGACCAUGACCAUUUACGACCCAUCGGAGCUACGGGCGAGCUUCUGAUCGAAGGGCCCAUCGUCAGCCGUGGCUACCUGGGAAAUCCCAUGUUAACCGCGGAGAAGUUCCUUGCUGACCCCCCUGCGUGGCUACGCGAAAUCCGCCCGGACGGUCCACGGACUCGGUUCUACAAGACGGGGGACCUGGUGCGGUAUAACCCAGAUGGCUCGCUACAAUACGUCGGCAGGAAGGAUACGCAGGUCAAGCUGAGGGGGCAGCGUGUUGAACUGAGCGAGGUGGAGAACGGCAUCCGCUGCUGUAUGACCGGGAUUAUCGAUGUCGUGGCCGAGACUUUCGUUCCCCGGGGAGGGACACAGGGCCAGCCGUGUCUGGUGGCAUUUAUCUGGAGUGCAUAUCAGGAUCAGUGCCCCAACAAAACCAGUGACGACGGUCCGUUGGCAUCGGUCACAGACGCAUUCCACGGUCAGGUCGCAGCGUGUCUGGAGGACCUCGACAAGUUCCUACCACGCUACAUGAUCCCGGAUGUUUUCAUCCCGUUGCGGCAGAUCCCAACCAAUGUGUCAGGAAAGGCAAACCGGCGCUUCCUGCGUGAGUUUGCGGGGAAGUUGUCCUGGGCCGAGCUGGCCGCAUACCAGCCAAAAGUAGAGGAUCGGCAGACGCCCAUGAGUGAGGCAGAACGGACAAUGCGUGGGGUUUGGACCCAGGUUCUGAACGUAGCACCAGAGCAGAUUGGGAUUAAUGACAGUUUCUACCAUCUGGGGGGAGACUCGAUCAGCGCAAUGCAGGUGGUGGCUCUGGCCCGGUCCAACGGGCUGUUUACCUCGGUUCAGCACAUCCUACGCCAUCGAAGUAUCGCGAGGAUCGUCCAGCAUAUUCAGAAACCGAGCACGCGAGAAAUAGAGGAGGAUGAAGUGCCAGGACUUCCCUUUGGCUUGUCGCCUAUCCAGAAAAUGUUCUUUGAUAUCCAGGCCAAUCCGCGUCAGCAAUACAACCAAUCGUUUCUCCUGCGUCUGUCUUCUACCAUCGAGAUGAGAGAUCUUGAGCGAGCUGCUCAGGCGGUGCUCAAGAAACAUUCCAUGCUGCGGGCGCGCUUCAAGCAGCAACCGGACGGACAAUGGAGCCAAAUGAUCACCGAUACGAGCGACGGCUCAUAUCGUUGCAAGAUGCAUACCCUGUCCAAGCGCGGCGAAUGGGAUUACAUCCUCGCGAGGGCCCAGCAAGCAAUCAAUAUCGAGACAGGACCUGUCUUCUCGCUCGAUUUGUUAAGUGCCGCGUCUGAUGGCCAGUAUCUCUUUCUCGUUGCACAUCAUCUAGUGACAGAUCUCGUGUCCUGGCGCAUCAUUCUCUCUGACCUAGAGGCAUUGCUGGGGAAUCCGACAGCGACAGUGACAGUCGGCAAACCCCAGCCGCUCUCAUUCCAGGUGUGGUGUCGGCUACAGGAGCAGUACAGCCAGCAACAUCUGGAUCCUACCACGGCAUUGCCGGCAGAAGCACAGAGCCGGUCGUUGUCCGAUCCUCGACCCUUCUGGGGACUCACUGGUCAGGCAAAUGUGAUGGGAGAUAGGGUCGUUGAACAAUUUACCGUGGCUAGCGACCUCACGCAGCAGCUGCUAGGACCAGCAAACGCGGCAUUAAAUACACGCCCAGAAGAAAUCUUCCAUGCGGCCCUGCUGUCCGCUUUUAUACGCGUUUUUCCAGACCGGGCCCAAAGCCUACCUUUGAUCUUCGUGGAAGGCCACGGCCGAGAGCCGUGGGACGCCGCGGUCGAUUUAUCAGAGACAGUGGGAUGGUUUACCACGCUCUACCCGGUGUCGGUGCAAGUAAGCGACAACGCGAGCCUCAUCGAGAUCCUCCGGUUGGUCAAGGACACGCGCCGCACAAUACCGCAGAAAGGAUGGGCAUACUUCAACUCCCGGUAUCUGCACCCCGAGGGACGGGCUCGAUUCAAGACAAAGAGCCCCAUGGAGAUCAUCUUGAAUUAUGCAGGAGAAUACCAGCAAUUCGAGCGCCCCGACGCGCUAUUCGUCCCUGACAGCCAUAGUAUUCUCGGGUCGCUCGACGCCGCGGAUGAGAUCGAGCGACUCGCUCUGUUUGAUGUCUCGGUCUCGGUGCAACGUGGCUGCCUAACGUUCGAAUUCAUGUACAAUCGCCGGAUGGGCCAUCAGCGGGCGAUCAAGGAAUGGAUCCAGGCAAGUAGGGACGGCCUCGCUCAGGCGUGCAGAGUCUUAGUGGACGCUUCGCCGCAACCCACGCUUUCGGACUUUGCGCUGUUGCAAUUGCCUUAUGAAGAGUUUGGCCGGCUGGUCUUUGAGACUCUACCGGAGCUGGGGGUGCGGACUGACAAUAUAGAGGACAUAUACGUCUGCUCUCCGGUUCAGCGUGGGAUGCUGCUGUCUCAGGCAAAAGACGGAGGCCUCUAUAAUGUCCGGGUGACCUGGAAGAUUGAGCAAGCAACUUCCGCCACUGCCGGCUUACGGCGGAUUGGAGACGCGUGGCAACAGGUGGUCAACCGGCAUGCUGCACUGCGUACUAUCGUCGUCGAAACAGGGUCGUCUGAAUCUUACCUGGUGCAGGUCGUCCUGAAAAGCGUCACUCCAGACAUCGUACACAGCGAGAGUCCUCCAGGUAGUGAUCAUCAUCACCGCCAUCCCUGGCCAAAGGGCCGGCCUUUACAUCGAAUGACUCUGGUCAAGGAGAACGAGGCCUUUCUAUGCCAUAUCUGCAUCAACCACGCAAUGGUGGACGCCACCACAAUGGAUAUCCUCUACCGGGACUUUGAGCUCGCGUAUCACGGCAAGCUGCCGGCUCAUCCGGCUCCUCCGUUCCGGGACAUCAUCUCAUACCUACGCCAACACCCCCCGGAGGAGGCCAGAAGCUACUGGACCGCGUAUCUCUCAGGCGUCCUGCCGUGCCACUUUCCGCGCCUCGAUUUCACGAAGCAGCGAUCGGAUCGAGAGCAUAUCGCGCGCAUACACCUCUCUGCACGCGACAAGCUGGAUGCAUUCUGCCGGACUCGCAACGUGUCUACGUGGAGCGUGAUCUGCCUUGCGUGGACGCUUGUCCUGCGGUCUUUCACCUACUCCGACGACGUGUGUUUCGGGUACGUCAAAUCUGCGCGGGACCUGCCCAUCGAGAAUGUCGAGGACAUCGUAGGACCCUUGCUCAAUGUGCUGCCUUUACGGAUGUCCGUGAGCGAGGUAUUGACAGUGGAUGCGGCCGUCCAGGCUAUUAAGGAUGACUACCUUGGCAGUCUUGCGCAUCAAACUUUCGCCUUGUCGGACAUGCACCGUAUUGUCGAAGGGUCGAAUCAGGCGCUGUUCAAUACUAUUGUCGAUGUCCAGCGCAGGGACCAGGGUAGUGAGGAGACACCAAGGUCAAUUUGCAAGGUGAGCAAGGAGGAGGUAACAGAGUACGAUCUGGUGCUGUCGGCGGACGCCUUCGGCUCAGAAAUCGACGUUCAGCUGAGAUACAAGACGAGCUGCGUUUGCGAGGAGCAGGCGACUAGCAUCCUGGCAACAUUUGAGAAAGCUCUACAGGGCAUCAUCGCCGACGAUCAGAAAUUAGUCCAGCAGAUUGAGCUGUGCAGUGAACAUGACGAAACCCUCCUCUGGAGCCGGAACAAGUCUGUCCCUCCAAGCGUCGAGGCCUGCGUCCAUGACUUGAUCAGCAAGCAUCACGGUGAUAUGCCGGCCGUCUGCGCGUGGGACGGCGGCUUGACGUACCGCCAACUAGACCGGAUCUCGUCGCGGCUGGCAAUGCAUCUCAGGACGCAGGGGGCCGGCCCAGGGGUCAUUAUUCCGCUCUGUUUCUCCAAAUCGCGCUGGACGCCCGCGGCGAUGCUGGCAGUCAUGAAAUCCGGCGCCGCGUUCCUUGUUCUUGACCCGUCGCACCCAUAUCAGCGAUUGAAAGAGCUCUGCAGCAAGGUUGACUGUCAAAUGAUCGUUUCUGCGGAAGGUCAUACACAGCUAAGCUCAGAAUUAACCUCCAAUAUCAUAAUCUUGGGUGACAACCACACAUCCUGGCCGUCCACCGCUCAGGCGCUGCCCCGCGUCCGCCCCGAAGACGCGCUAUACGUAGUCUUCACCUCUGGAUCAACAGGCAGCCCGAAGGGCGUGGUGAUCGACCACCGCGCCUACUGUACCAGUGCAUCGGCACAUACGCCCAUCCUAGGGCUAGAUUCGACCUCCCGGGUGGCGCAGUUUUCGUCUUACGCGUUCGACGUGAGUAUCAUGGACCACCUGACGACACUGAUUGCGGGCGGGUGCAUCUGCAUCCCGUCCGACUCGCAGCGCCAUGACGACCUGGCUGAGACCAUCAGGCAAUUCCGGGUCACCCACGCAGUUCUGGUCCCGUCUGUCGCGCGCCUGCUCCCUGCCGACGGUCUGGACUCGCUGUCGACGUUAGCGAUGAUCGGCGAAAGCAUGACUGGGACGGAUGUCGCUCAGUGGGCAGGCAGCGUGCGGCUGAUUAACACGUACGGGCCCGCAGAGUGUUCCGUCAUGGCGACGGCUCAGACCUCGGUCAGGUUAGACACCGAUCCCGGGAAUAUCGGGCAUCCGAUGGGGUGCGUGUGCUGGGUGGUCCACCCUGGGAAUCUCCGGCAGCUGGUGCCCAUCGGUGCCGUUGGAGAGCUCGUCAUCGAGGGCCCGAUAGUCGGACGGGGAUACAUCAACGAUCCGACCAAGUCGGCAGAGGCGUUCGAGCUCUCGCUUCCCUGGUUGGGGCAGAACCGACCGCCUCAUGACCGUCACGGUGUGUACCGAACCGGCGAUUUGGUCAGGAUGCACCCGGACGGAACCUUCACGUUUAUCGGACGCCGGGACAAUCAGGUCAAGCUUCGAGGGCAGCGGAUUGAGCUGGGAGAGGUGGAGGAGCAUAUUCGACAAUGCUGCACUGGUGCUAGCGAGGUCGUGGCCGAGGUGUUGAUUCCCCCGGGGGCCAGCAACCCGCAGCUUGUGGCCUUUGUGUGGAUAUCAAGCCUUACAAGUAGUUCGGCCGCGGACGUCCUGGCUGGAUUCACCGACGAGUUCCAAGCCUUUGUGUCUGAUACCGAGACGAGUCUUCGGCAGGCUGUCCCUGCAUUCCUGAUGCCGUCAAUCUUCAUGCCUCUUGCCCGAAUUCCGCGCACGGGGUCCGGAAAGAUCGAUCGAAGGAGAAUUCGUGAUGCCUUUCUAAGUCUCCCGGCCGGUGCACUUGAUCCAAUUCGCCGAAGGAAAGCACCGAAAGUCGAGCCAACGACGCAUGCAGAGCGACAACUGCAGAAGAUUUGGGCCGAGGUCCUCCAUCUUCCGCUGGAAGAGAUUGGCGCCCAUGACCACUUUUUCCAUCUUGGCGGCGACUCGAUUGAUGCCAUGAAGGUGGCUGCUUUGUCCCGCGCUGACGGACUCGCUGUCGGUGUCAGCGACAUUUUUAACCAGCCGGUGUUGACACACCUUGCCAACACGGCAGCUCCGUUGGCGCAAGGCCAGGUCCGACAGUUUGAGCCGUUCAGUCUGUCGAGGGUGGACGCGGGUCCCAAGGCUCUCUCUGAUAUGAUACUGAGUAAAGGGAUGGUGCCUUCUCCAGUCCAGGUAGUCGACGCUCUCCCGGCAACCGAGGUCCAGGAAUUUUUUAUCAGACGGAACACGCUGCACUAUUAUAAUUUCCGUCUGCGCGGCAGACUCGAUAUCGAUCGACUCCGUGCCGCGUGUGACGAGGUGAUGUCCCGUUUCAGUAUCCUGCGCACCGUCUUCCUGGACCGUCCCGGCAGCUACGAGCAGCUUGUCCUUGAAGGGGUUCGUCUACCGUUUGAGCAUUACACUUUUGGUCAGGAUUUCGUCUCCAAAGCUCAAGCCCUCUGGGAAGACGAUCGAUCGCAUUUUGAGAUUGCCCGCGAGCUGCCCGUCCGCUUCAUCCUGGUCUCUGGUUCCGACACGGACCAUCUGUUUACGAUUCGCAUCUCCCACGCGCAGUGGGACGGCGUGUCCAUGCCGUUCCUCUUUCAAGAUCUGGCUGCCGCGUACAAUGGCAUCGCCUUGACACCCACCUCGGGCUUUUCAGACGUAAUCUACCAACGAGCCGUGCAGCGCGGCGAGGCCGGGUUUAGCUUCUGGCGCGAAUAUCUGGAUGGAGCUGUCAUGACCGUCCCUUUCCCACUCACCCCAGAGCGCAAUGUGCAGCCGCAGCAUGGUCAAACAUUAUGGCAUGUUCAAGAAACGGCGCUACCACAUCUCCCCCCGGGCUUCACCAUGGCCACGCUCGUCAUCGCCGCAUGUGGAUUCCACCUCGCGCGCCUCAUGUCGCGCACCGACCUCACCUUCGGCCAAACCGUGAACGGCCGCAGCAUGCCGCUCGAUAAGAUCGACGUGAUCUUAGGGCCCUGCUUGAACUUCAUCCCACUGCGCCUGCGCCUCCAACGCUCCUGGACGGUGCGGGAUCUCCUGCGGCACGUCCAGGAACAGUACGUGCGCCCCCUGCAGUAUGAUUACCUGGAGCUGCGGGAUAUCGUCCGGCAGAGCACGGACUGGCCCGCGGGGACUGAGUUUGGCUUCAUCGUGCAGCAUCAGAAUAUCCAGUUGCAGCAUGAGCUUCCUUUGGAUGGAGAUGUCCAGGCGGAGUAUUCGUUGUUUCCGCAGUUUGAUCCCGUACAGGAAGUUUUUGUUUUUUCGGAACCGCAUGAGAGUCAUUUGGAGAUGCAGGUGUGCGCCAAUAGUCGGGUUUUGGCUCCAGAUUCUGGGAAGGCGUUGGUUAAGGCUCUUUGCGAGACGCUGGAGAUGUUUGCUAAUGAUCUGGAUAUGGUCCUGCCUCUGCCUCGGUGGUCUUAG
This is a messenger RNA of Aspergillus udagawae, 11754 nucleotides long. Its product is annotated as nonribosomal peptide synthase. The record is from RefSeq and is a predicted model, not a curated record. The transcript has 3 exons. Lineage: Eukaryota; Fungi; Ascomycota; Eurotiomycetes; Eurotiales; Aspergillaceae. Gene Ontology annotation, biological process: amino acid activation for nonribosomal peptide biosynthetic process; secondary metabolite biosynthetic process. Gene Ontology annotation, cellular component: cytoplasm. Gene Ontology annotation, molecular function: catalytic activity; phosphopantetheine binding. The coding region runs from base 1 to 11754 and encodes 3917 amino acids.